UAUUACCCCAUAUUAGACUUCUGAUCGAAUUCGAAACGCUAGAAGAAUUCCCCUUUGUGGCGGGAUUUAUUGCUGUACUCUGAUUCCACCUUCAUGUACAUGUUUACCCUCAUGUGCCUCGCUCCAAAAACGAACCAAAUCAAGAUUUCCCCGUCCUCUCGUCUCGUUCGUUUUGCAUGUCACCGCUGAUGUUUGGCACGCGGGGCGGCACGGAAAAGGCGAACUCUCUGACAGCCCACAAUGGCGACGAAACCCAGGUUAUGCAUUGCAAAUAUGUCUGGGUCUGGAACAAGGUUGCAGCUUGUAAUGCAGUCUUUGGAUUCCAAAAAAAAAUCUGUAUUGCGUGACCAGCAACAGGAGUCCAGUUUGUGUUCUCACGCGGAGAGGGCGUUUCUUAUGCGGGAUAGGCAUCAGAGAGCCCUCAAAAAAUCUGUGAUGCUAGAGAAUGCAUAUACAGGCAUCAUGGGUCAUACAAAAUAUGCAUGACAAUAAAUCCCGGAAUCUUCCAGACGACCCAGACAUAUUUGCAUUUGAUACAGGUGGUGGCCAUGCGCAGCCGGGACUCGGAGAACCUGGUCCUCACCGAGGACGCGUUUCAAACGAUAUUAACCACAGGAGAUGAAAAUGGACCCCAGGGGGAUCAUGCCCCAGUCACAAUUCUUGAAGGGCUGAACCGAAAUAGGGCGAUCAGCACGAACUCGCCCAGCAUGGAGCAGCACGACGGCGACUCGCCGACAGCAGGGGGGGAUAAUUUAUUUUCCCCGGGGGGUAACACGAGGUCGAAAAACUCGUCCUCCGGCCGGGCCCCGCACGAAUCGCCCUCGUCCGCAUCAGAUCGCGGGGAGAUGAUCGGCCGGAUGACCUCCGCAGAGUUGAACUACGCGUCGGCGGUCCUGCGGAAGGAAACGGAAAAGGGCCUGCAGCAGCGCCAGUCAGAGCGGGACUUGGCGGAUGACGACUCCGGGGAAGAGGUGACCUACAUGAACCCAAGUUUGAAAAAGAAAGACGCAAAGAAAGUGGGCGCUUUUGCCGGCGUGUUCGUGCCCACGUGCGAAAACAUGUGGGGCGUGCUCAUUUUCCUGCGGUUCUACACGAUCGUCGGGAACGCAGGGGUGGGAUUGGCGCUGCUCGCGGUGUUUUUGUCCUUCUCCAUGGCAUUCCGUACUUUUUUUGUUUUGCUUUGGAUUUCUUGCGAAAGUUUGGACUAUGUGCUGGAAAUCAGAAAACCAAAACUGUAUAAAGGACGAUGCACGCAGCUUGAUGCAAUUGCAGUGUUUAACGCGGCCAAAUUAAUCAGCAUGUGAAUGUGAUCUGAAAUUGUUAUUCUUUUCUACAGUGACCGCAUCUUCGAUGUCCGCGGUCGUUUCUUCUGGCGGCUUCGUCAGUGAAGGCGGCCCCUACUACAUGAUCUCCCGGGCAAUGGGCCCGGCUAUCGGUGUCACAGUUGGUCUGCUCUACUGGCUCGGGAUAUCGCUGCUGGCAGUGCUGGAGACCCUAGGUAAAUGUCAAACACUAACAUGAUUCACACUGCUUGCUAUGCGAUACCGAUUUUUCUUCUUGGUGUCGUUUUUCUUGUUUGAUGCCACCGCCAUCUUGUCUGCUUGCAAAGGAUAGAAAACGAACACCACGUUGCUGCAUGUCAUAAAACUACGAAAAAAUCACAGGCGCCGUCGAGGCCUUGCUAAUCGCGAGGCCAGAAUUGAACAGCGGCGGUGCCAUGCGGGGCUUUGGGAGUAUCGUGCUCCUCGGGAUGGUGCUGAUGGUCUACAUGGGCAUCAAAUUUGUGACCAAAAUGGGUGUCGUGUUCGUCGUGGUGGUCUUUUUCACCCUGUUAAUGUUCUACGUGGGGAUUUUCAUGACCGACGGCUCGGAGACUGCCACGGGGGGGACCAAUUUUAAGGGCCCCGACGGGCAAGUAACGGGGAUUUCGGCGUCGACCUUGGAGACGAACCUGGGGAGCCACUUCGGUGACGGGGUCGAUUUCGGCGUGGUGAUGUCUCUGUUCUUCCCCUGCUUCACCGGAAUUCUCUCCGGCGCCAACCGGGCGGACAUUCUGAAAAACCCGCCGAGGGACUUGAAGGUCGGGACCCUCGGCGCAAUUACGUUUUCCCUCGUCAUGUACUCGACCUUCAUGAUCUUUUGGGGCGCGGUAGCGAAAUACCCCUACCUGCGCGGGGACUGGGAAGACUGCAACGAGGCCGAGGACGAGCUCUGUCGACAGAAACGAUUGCUGCAGGAUGAAACAUCAUUUUCAACUUACGGUGUAACAACGGCGCACGCGACUACCAUGGGUGAAUCAUUUGCAGCAGAAGUAGGAACUGACGCCGCAAGCACAGCGUCCGCGGCUAGAAGAAAUCUUGCUGGGGGCUCCGCCGGUGCGUACGUGUUUGAGGAAAUUGCCUGGACGCCGUUUCCCUACGCCCCGCACAUCGGGAUCAUCAUCUCAUCCAUUUCCCAAGCCCUCCAGUGCCUGAUCGUCGCUCCCCGGCUCCUUCAGGCGAUAGCGCGGGAUAACGUCAUCCCGUUACUAAAUGACGUCGCCCCCCUGUCCCGCCACGGCGAACCGAUUCGCGCGUUGUUCUACACCUACGUCGUGUGCGCUGCCCUGGUGCUUGUCGGCGAACUGAACCUAGUCGCGCCGCUGCUUACCAUGUGCUUUCUCGCGUGCUACAUCAACAUGAACUUGUCCUGCUUCAUCCUCACCUGGCUCAAGGCCCCCUCCUGGCGGCCCGCGGGGAUCCAGCGGAAGCGGUGGCGCAUAUGGUACAAGGUGUGCGGGUUGACCGGCGCGGUGCUUGGCGUGGUGAUCAUGUUAUGCAGUGCAAAAGUAUCGUACUCGUAUAAAUGCAUAUACAAACUUCCUCAGUAUGAGAAAUGAAUAUGAAAUUUGUACAUUCUUAUUUACCUUAAGAAAAAGAUAAUUUGUAAUGCAUGAUUGCAAUACGAGUGCGAUACUUUUGCACUGGAUACAUGUUUAUCGUCCAGUGGGCAUAUGCACUCGUCACCUGCUUUCUCGCCGUCGGUCUCUACGUCUACGUGGACUUUCGCGCCGAGAGUAGCGAGUGGGGCAGCGGAUUGGACGGGAUCAAAUUCCAUCUCGCGUUGAACUCCCUCCUUUCCCUGGAAGAAACGCAGAGACACAAGGUAAACUGGCGCCCCCAGGUGCUGAUCCUGUACCGCGUGCACAUGGCGGACCUAUCCGCCGCCGCGGGCAUCUCCGCAAAACGGACCAGACACCACGAGAUUCUUCAGUUUUACAGCCAGCUACGGAAAGGCCGAGGGAUGUGCGUCGUCGCGGCGGUUCUGGAAGGGAACCGGAACAGUGAGAAGAUGCUGAAGAAGGCCCGGAUUGAAAAGGACAUCAUCAUUUCCAUCAUGAAGCAGAACGACAUCCUCGGGUUCGCGCAGGUCGUCGUCGCUCCUACCUGGGCGGAGGGCGCGAAUUACAUUUUGCAGCUGACGGGUUUGGGCGGCUUAGUCCCUAACACGGUGUUGAUGGCCUGGCCCUCCAACUGGGCCUCCCAGCCCCUGGCGAUCAAGCGCGAAAAGGCCGUGGCGUUCUGCGACAUUGUCACCGCGGCGCACGCGGAAGACAAGACGAUUUUGAUUGCGAAAGACCCGAAGGAUUUUCCCCUGCAGCCGUGCCACGGCACAAUCGACGUCUGGUGGAUGAUCCACGACGGCGGACUGAUGAUUCUGGUGACCUGGCUUUUGCAGCAACACAAGAUCUGGCGGGACUGCAAGAUGCGGGUUUUCACCGUGAUGGAAAACAUCACGGAGGAGGAAGCGUCCAUCGCCGCCCGGGUUUUGACCCAGACACUGCAGAAAAAGCGCCUACUAAACGUGGACGUGGAGGUGAUUAUGGCGGAACACGCGUUCGUCGAACCCUUUUCGCACCACGCCGACCACCAAAACGAGCACUCCACCCUGGAUCUCUUCUACGAUAGCAUUGCGGACGUGGAGCGACAGGCGGCGCAUCGAGAGCGGCUGUCGGGGGGGAGCAACGGCGUGUUGGCGAACGGGCCCUAUUCCGGCGCGACCCCCGGGGCGCUCGUGGCGAAUGGCAUGAGUGGAAAUGGCUUGUUGAACGAGGCGGACGCGCGGGCGGACGCGGAACGGGCCGCGUUCUUGGAGGAACUGGAAAAAAUGUCCCUGAACAGCGGCGAGAAGGCGCACCGACCCCACCGCGGACUCCCGCAAACGAUUGAAGACUUGCUUCCGCAAAAGAAGCACAAAAAGUCGGUCGCGAUGGCGCGGGAGAGCGAACAGAUCAACAUCGCAGCCCGAGGCAGCAACAACCUCAAUCUCGCAGCCGCAAGAGUGUCCGGAGCCGCUGACUCAGCGAUAGGGGUUGCAGGGGGGGACUCGCCGCACGCAACGGUACUUUUUAUGAUCACGACGUAGCACUGGCACUGGCUGUGUUUAAUACGACGUGUUGCACCGUCAUGGAUACGAAAGUGUUGUCAUAAACCAAAGUUCAGAAUGAUUUGAAAGCCUUUCCUGUGUUUGUUCUUUUGGAGAAAAAAAUCCAACGAUGUUGAAAAACCGCCAAUCAAAAAUUUUCAUCAGAACUCCUGCCCGGAUAUCGUGGUUACUAGGGAUGGUGACCCUCGGUUCAGUUCCUCGUCUGCGACGGCCGGCACGCGCGAUGUAAGCGGGCGCGCGAUGCGUAAAAAGAGCUUUUCCGUGCUGACCGUGGGCCGCGACGACGAGGUGAUCGAAGCGACGACCCCGGGAGGCCACAUUCUUCGGGACCGCAAGGUUGGUACGUGUGACGAGGACGAGGAGCAGAUCGUUAUACGGGAACUGCAGUGCCAGACCGCCGCCCCGCCGGCGCGGAACACCGAGCAGCGGGCGCACCAGAACGGGGCCGGGGCCAAGCAGCAAGCCACCACCAAAGUGGUGCGGGUAGACCAGAUCAACGCGCCAAAUGGAAAUGGCGGUGCAAAGAACGGCGGCAUUCCCCCGGGGAGGCUGUCCUCCUCGUCCUCUGCCUCGGCGGACGGUGCGCUGGCGCAGAUCGCGGUCGCGAAACAGGGAUCUAGCAGCCGCAGCUACGACGCAGACGCGGUCCUCCUGGACGAGGGAAAAACUGGCGGGGAUCGCCAAGUGCCGCAUGCCGUCAGCACGGGAGCAGGUAUACAAUUGCCUGUCAGACGUUAGGGUCAGUAUGUGAAAGUGUACAUUAUGAGAUGCGACACCGUGCUGGUCCGUGUUUUGAGAGAAGGAGAAGACAAGAGUUUGUCGCGCAGCCCUUCCCCUUCCGACAGGGCAUCUAGUUCUGUUGCAAUCAAUCUAUUAUCACGAUCACGAUCUUGGUUCGACCGCUCAAAAACACUACUUAUAUCGUAUCGUAUCAGUUCUCGUCGCGCAGCGCAACAGUGCAGCCCCGAGUAAGCCUGGAGACAUGAGAUCCGUGGAUGACAUCGACCUCCACCUGCCAUCGGAGGGCCUCCGAGAUCAGGCGUCCUCCGCGACACACCAGAGCUCGGUGUCCUGGGGCCGGCACUUCCAAGGACGGUCCAAUCCCGUCACAAUCGCCCUGCAGAACGAAACGCGUGGCGGCUCCAAUUCUAGGCAAGGGAGUAAGGGGAAAAGCAGCUCGCUCCCGGAAAUUCCAGAGCAGCACAGCUUGCUGUACUAACGAAUUGUGGUUUUGCUUCUUUAAAUAAUAUCCUUGGUUUGGUCUGCUCGCUCUCGCAUGAGCAAUUCACUCAAGUUCCAUUAGUACUGCUAUGUUGCACUCGCGCCGCCGUGUUGGCACAACGGCGCGGCAACUUCUUCAUAAUUGAGGGACCAUAGAAACAUAGACGAGCUGACUCAAAGGCUUGUAGAUUUUGCAGCGUCCGUAGAUAUGUAGUGCAUGGAAGUCCUCGAGGACGGAGCCCGGGAGACUUUCAUGCGCUCCGUCCCUGGUCCACAUGCGGUCGGUUGCUUGAAAGGAUGAAGCAAACAACCGACCCAAAGAAAACGCAAAGUGACUACAUUCCAUGGGCCCUAGCUUCCGCCGGGGCUACUGACCCAACGCGGCAUCAAAAAGCCUCAGUGGCCUAACGGGCGGACGGGGGGGCAAGUCGGCUGCGCCGAGUGCCGGGAGCCGGGUCAUUUGCGAACGCACCCUGCCAGAGGCAUCGCCGUGGCCACGGAGGUAGUUAGAAGCAAGCGCACAAGGAAGCGCAAAACUCAAGAAACGCGGCAGCAGGCGUAGAAGUAGGCGCAGGAGUAGGGGAAGAACUAGGCGCAUUCAUAGGCGUAGAAGUAGGCGUAGAAAUAGGCGUAGAAGUAGGCGUGGGAGUAGCCGUAGAAGUAGGCGUAGAAGUAGGCGCAGAAGUAGGCGCAGCAGUAGGCGUAGAGGCAGGCGUAGCGGUAGGCGUGGGAGUAGGCGUGGAAGUAGAAGUAGGCGUAGCAGUCGGCGUUGGUUCAGGUUGUUGGGGUAGCAGUCGACGUAGUCGAAGCGGCAUCGCGGGGGGCGAGGGGUACAAGAGCAGAGGCCUUACCAAGGGCGUAGCCGUAGUGGCGCUGCUAGGGGCGAGCGUGCGAGGGAGUAAGGCCCACCCGUUUUCCUUGCGCAUGUUGGGCGGGAUGGCGCCGAAGUGACACGGCUGGACGGAGCGCAGGGGCGGCGGCCGCGCGCUUUCGAAACUAACAACCGUGCCCCGAGUCUUGCGCUGCCCGCCCGCGCGGCUGCAUGCUGACUAGCGCCGAGGGGGCGCGCCACCAAGCGAAACCAGGGACGGAGGGCGGCACAAUGGGUGGCCGGGGUGGGGGGAGAGUCGGCCUGCCAGGUCGCUACCUCCCGGCUUGCUUAUAUAUUUACGAAAGUGCUGCGCCCCGCCAUUUUUUUCAUCCUAGCCGAGACCCUGACCCGGGGCCGCCUCGCCCGCGCUGCUAGCUUGGCUCGGGCGUUUGGGGCACAGCCGCUGACUGGCGCGCUAGCGCUAGCUUCCCCCAGAGCACGGCGCUUGCCCCCUCGCCCGGCCCCGUGGCCCCCCCGGUCGGUGGCCUGACCCACCCUGCCCCCACCCACGCGGGGGAGGGCGGCGGCCGUCUUCUUCCAAAAGACUGGCUGCAGGAGUGCGCCGCCGCUGUCCCCUGGGAGGGCGGGCGGCGGAGAGCAGCGGGCCUCGACCUAGUCGCCGCAAGAUAGCGGCAACAUGCCCCCGAUACGUACUUACGGCCGCGACAUAUUUUGGCAGCUACUUGCGCCAGCGUGUCUGUUUAUUGCGUGUGGACGCUUCCUCCACCGCUUUGGUGCAAAGGAGAAAAUGGCUGGCGCAGGGGGAAAAAACAGGGCCCCUGGACGUUCCCGGGCGGGCGCUAGGGGAGCGGGGGCGUAAGGGGCGCAGGCCGGCGGGAACGGGUGCGCCGCGAGAGCAACAAGGGGCGGCCCGGGGCCUGCCGGGGUCGCAGUCACACCCAUAGCAGGGACCCAACCUGGGUGCGGUGGGGGUUGUUCGCUAGCUCUCCGAAGGCGGGGCGGUUAGGUCUUUGCCGGCAGGGCGUUAGGGUUAUUAGAAGGCGGGCCCCAUAUGUGCUACCAGGAGCAGGAGCAAGAGGCCCUACCAGGGGCAAGAAGUUCUAUCAGGCGCAAGCUGUGCAUGUGCCUGCCGAGGCGAGAUAUAACGCAUUGCGAUGGAAAGGGGGCGCUAACACUACAAGGAGCAAGAAGUCCUACCAGGGGCGAGGCGUAUGCGCAGGGACAAGAUGCAUUGCGAGGGGCAAGAUGCACUGUGAGGGGCAAGAUGCACUGCGAGGGGCAAGAUGUACUGCGAGGGGCAAUAUGUACUGCGAGGGGCAAGAUGUACUGCGAGGGGCAAGAUGUACGGCGAGGGGCAAGAUGUCUCGCGGGGGGCAAGAUGUACUGCGAGGGACAAGAUGCACCGCGAGGGGCAAGACCUAACGCAAAGCCUUUGCGUUAGGUUCGACCUAACUGCAAACUUCUUACUUGCCCUUUGCGGCAAAGGGCAAGUAAGAAAUACUGCCAGGGCUAAGGGGCAGGCGCCAGCACGCAGGGGCAAGAGGUUCCACCAGGAGCAGGGCGCACCGCGCGGGGGGCGACGAGGGGCGCUUUUAUAUUGAAGGGGGCAAGCGGUUCCCUUCUGAGCGAGGGGGCAGGGGCGCCACUGCGUCCAGGGCUCGGGGUAUUUUUGUAGCGCCUAGGGGCUUCCUUGUCGUGUAUCGUGCCGAACCGCUACAGCUUAAGCCGUAGAAUUUGUCGCAAAUAUUUUCACAGUAGCAUGCACUUUACGAAAAAAAGCGGGCAGAUACAUGAAAAGUUCUAGAGCUCGAGCCCCAGAAACGCUUCAGCUUUUGUCGUAGUAGCAUGGUGAUUCAGUUUGUGGGCAGACGUCAUGUCUGUCGUGGUUUUUGGUCGUGUCCUACGGCUAGACCUUCAUCUUUUGAGUCUCUGCCGUGCGUAUUAGCAAAUAGGAAAAGAACUAGUUUGAAAAGCCCUAGGGAUUUGCUUCAGGUUUUCUGCAGGUCGAGCCGCAAUUUCUAAUGCUGUUUGAGGGUCUCAGAACUUUCGUCUACAGCCUUUGAGUCAAGUUCGGAUUAGUCUAUAGACUAUAAAACUACUAGUUGAGGAUAAAUAGCGCUGCAUGGUGAUAUCUCACAUCAAUCAAUUUAUCGCCCAACAAAAAUUUUAUCCUCAGGGCCUUCCGCCGUUUGAAUUCGAUCAUCCAAGCACGUUCCCGACGGGCGGAGCUGGUGAUUAUGAACUUACCGGACCUCUGGGACCACUCCGACCCCAACGAGUGUGUGCGCUAUAUCCGUUGCGCUGAAACGCUGGUGGACAAAAUCGAUCGGGUUCUCUUUGUCCACGGCUCGGGUCACGAGGUCUUCGAUAUCGGGGCGUAG
Molecule: messenger RNA, 8859 nt
Organism: Amoebophrya sp. A120
Lineage: Eukaryota; Dinophyceae; Syndiniales; Amoebophryaceae
Source: the annotation of a GenBank genome assembly